AUGCUGCCUCAAGAGCGACGCGUCGCGACAGCUUCUUUGCGCGCACUUGAAACACUGGAUGCUGCCGAGGGCAGCGAGCGUAAGAGAGUUCGUGCUGCUCCCGCUUUGCGUCCCUUCGCAGACUGCUUUGAGCUUCUGGACUGUGGAGACGGCCUGGAGAUCUUUGUCGCCAAUCCCAUCAGGGUGCUUCUGGUAGCUGCAGCGCGGUGUCACUGGUAUCUCGAAGCCUUGCGCCGCUGGGGGCCGCAGAUUUCGUGCGCCCUCUUCGUCGACGAAACGACCGGGGGCAAUGUCUUGAAGGUCGAUCAGAGAUUGAAGGUUUGCUUGUUUUAUCUCGGCCUGCGACAGCAGUUGCGGGAGGCGCCCAAUCGCACUAGCCUUUUUCCUGUUGCAGCUUGCACGCAUGAGCAGCUCAAAGAUGGCCCACACGUCCUCAGCCUGGUCCUUGCAAGGCUCGUGCGCCAGUGGCGUGCGAUGGGGGCAUGGUCGGCCGCGAACGUGCAUGGCGUGGAGAUCACUCUCCAGCUGUGCGUGUUCGUGGCCGACCACGAUGGCCAGCGCAUGGCGUUCAUGUCGAAGGGCAGUGCGGCAAUCAAGCCGUGCCUCUUCUGCGCGAACGUCGUCAAGAAGCACUGCGCGGCAACCCGGGUUGACGACCACUUCGUGGACAUCUGCGAGGACGAUGUGGCCAGAUUCAUGGUCACAUCGUCCGCCGAGGUCUUCGUGGCGUUUGACGAUCUGCUCCCGCAGGCGUCGAACGCUUCGAAGGCCCGGCGCGCAGAGCUUGAGAAGUGCUUCGGCUUCCAUCUUGACCCGCGCAGUCUGCUUGCUGAUGUCGUGGCACGUGCAGAACUGCCUUUGGAGGCCGUCGUCAACGAUAGCAUGCACUACUUCAGUAACGGCGUCGCAAGCCAAGAAGUGAAUCUGCUUGUCACAUGUCUUGCCGAGCACCUCAUCACCCCAAGCUUGCUGCGUGAUGCUGUUGCGCAGACCAACUGGACCCGGCCAAAAAGGCUGCGAGACCAUGGCCAGACGAGGUACUGGACAAGUUCUCUCUUCAAGGAUGUCUUGUUUCAGGGGGACCUCUACAAGGGUUCGGCUGGGGAUACUGUGGCUGUAUGUCCUUUGAUAUAUUACUAUGCCAAAGAGCUGGCUCCCACAUCCCUUCAGCCACAGCUGGCAAGCUUUGCAGCGCUGCUGGACUGCAUGGCUGCUCUUGAAGCAUGCUCGCGUCGUGCAGGAACACCUGAAACGGAGGCCCUGUGCGCAGCUCAGCAGAAGCACAUGCGUUUGUUCAAGGCGGCGUACUCCGCGGACCUCCUGCAGCCCAAGGCGCACCACCGUAUGCACCUCCCGUCGCACUACAGACGCCACGGGUAUCUCACGUGCUGGGAGCAAGAGUCCGCUCACCGAUACUACAAGCACGACCUGGCGGAGGCGCUGCAACACUUGAUAAGUCAGCCGGAGGCUUUCGGUAAGGCCCUGCUCUCACGCAUGCUUCUCCGUGUUGUGACGGAGCUGACUGGCAGAGUGGAGCCGCGAACGUCGGCCUUGCAGCCGCCUGUGGUUGACAGUGACAGCGUGACGGCUCUGUACGACGUACCUGCCACUUUGAGUGAGACCUGUUUGGUUGCCGGGCUUUCCCUGGCCAAGGGGGACGUGAUCCUGACUCCGGACUUGCGCCGUGCUGCAGUCAUCCACUUCUUUGCGCAGCGUGACAAUGCUGCCAUAUAUGCUGUUCUCUCAGCAUACAAGCUGUCCACCGCUGGCGCCCACUGCCGCUCCUAUGAAUUUUUUGGUCAGGAGACGUGGGGCCUAGCCGAAGUGCAAGGCUGCUAUACGGUGCGCUGGUGGUGCUUGGACGGCAAUGUCUUGCAGUGCCUGCACACAAACUUGCAGUGA
Effrenium voratum is the source of this 1902-nucleotide messenger RNA. The record is from the annotation of a GenBank genome assembly. NCBI's taxonomy places the organism in Eukaryota, Dinophyceae, Suessiales, Symbiodiniaceae.